Olea europaea var. sylvestris is the source of this 1306-nucleotide messenger RNA. Its product is annotated as coiled-coil domain-containing protein 130-like. Gene Ontology annotation, biological process: mRNA splicing, via spliceosome. The record is from RefSeq and is a predicted model, not a curated record. Bases 150 to 1067 code for a protein of 305 amino acids. Gene Ontology annotation, cellular component: U2-type spliceosomal complex; post-mRNA release spliceosomal complex. Lineage: Eukaryota; Viridiplantae; Streptophyta; Magnoliopsida; Lamiales; Oleaceae. The transcript is spliced from 6 exons.
GAGAAAGCGAUUCGUUUCCUUUCGACGCGUAUUCCCUGACCGACAAGAACUUGUUCUUGCAAAAUCAGAUUACAAUUCCAUACUUGGAAUCUCGAAAUUUUUAACGAAAUUAGUCAAAUUUUCGUCUCGAGUACUAAAAGAAUCAAAAAAUGUCAUCGCUUGCUGCUGCAAGAGCAGAUAAUUUUUACUAUCCUCCGGAAUGGGAACCAAAAAAGGGUGGGUUGAACAAAUUCCAUGGACAACAUGCUUUGAGGGAGAGGGCAAGAAAAAUAGAUCAAGGCAUCUUGAUUAUAAGGUUUGAGAUGCCAUUUAAUAUUUGGUGUGGUGGAUGUGAGUCCAUGAUUGCAAAGGGUGUACGAUUCAAUGCAGAGAAAAAACAAGUGGGAAAUUAUUACUCCACAAAGAUAUGGAGCUUUACAAUGAAGUCCGCGUGCUGCAAACAUGAGAUUGUUAUUCAAACAGAUCCAAAGAAUUGCGAGUACUUAAUUAUUAGUGGAGCCCGCCGAAAGAUUGAGGAGUAUGACGCAGAGGACGCUGAAACUUUGCUACUUCCGGUCGAUGAGGAUAGAAACAAGCUGGUUGAUCCUUUUUACCGUCUUGAACACCAGGAAGAAGAUAUAAAGAAGAAGAAAGAAGCAGAGCCUGUAUUGGUGCGUCUUCAGCGAGUUUCUGAUGCUCGGCAUUCAGAUGAUUAUGCCUUGAACAAGGCACUCAGAGCUAAGCUUAGGGAUCAAAAGAAAAGAGUAGCUGAAGAAGAGGCUAUAUCUAGGAAAUCGGGACUUGGGAUAAGACUUCUUCCAUCUUCUGAAGAGGAUGCUGCUGCGGCUUCCCGCAUAAAAUUUGCUUCCAAGUUUGACAAGAACCGAAAGGACAAAAGGGCGCUAAUACAGUCUGCUUCAAUAUUUUCUGGAUCGUCUGGAUCUGCGUCUGAUAAAAGACGCUUGGAUCUUGAAGCUAAGAGAAGAAAAAUAAAUACCGCAUCUGCAUCGAAGUUAUUGGUUGGAGGAUUUAAGCCAUCAUCGUGGUCUCAUGCUGCUGUUCCUUCAGGAAAAUUUAACAGGGCUUAAAAUGAUCCCUCAUGCAUGGAGGAAUAUGCAGUUUCUCAUUACUCGUGAUGGAUUUUGAGUUCAACUUUUGGCCUAGUGACCAAUCAAACUGAGUUUGUGUACAUAUAUGCUAUACAUAGCGUGUAAUACAAGAUUUUCAUGUCCCUCCUGCACGUAGUUUAUGUUUUCAUCUUAUAAUAAUUUUCUUGUGAACAUUUGAAGAAUUAUAUCAAUGUUAUUCUUGAAUUGAUAUAUUUAAA